Messenger RNA from Anguilla rostrata (American eel), 5219 nucleotides. RefSeq names its product integrin beta-3-like. The record is from RefSeq and is a predicted model, not a curated record. NCBI's taxonomy places the organism in Eukaryota, Metazoa, Chordata, Actinopteri, Anguilliformes, Anguillidae. The transcript has 15 exons. The coding region runs from base 255 to 2681 and encodes 808 amino acids. Gene Ontology annotation, biological process: integrin-mediated signaling pathway; cell-matrix adhesion; cell migration. Gene Ontology annotation, molecular function: integrin binding; fibrinogen binding; fibronectin binding. Gene Ontology annotation, cellular component: cell surface; focal adhesion; integrin complex.
CAAAUAGGGUAUGCAUUAGUACCUUUGACUUCUGAUGAAAGUGAUUCUCUUCAAACUUCACACUGAAGCGCGACUUUAUAGAGUGGUUGUUUUUGUACAGUAAUCCGAACAACCACUCAUUACUGACCAAGACGGUUUUAAAAUUAACUUUACUUAAAGACAAAUAAACUGUUCUAAAUGUCAUUAUUUAGAGAUAUUUUUGAGAUCCGACCAUCGAAUGAAAGAUACGGAAUGUGAAUUCACAACAGACAAGAAUGCUUUUCUCAAAUAAAAAAAUGGGAACCUUCAUACAUCAUAUUUGGAUAUGUUCUCUGGUUUUAUUUUCCGAAACUGAAGUUUUGGGGUCCAAUGUCUGCACUUUGCGAGGUGUCAGUACCUGCAAGCAGUGUCUGGCCAUCCACCCCACCUGUGCAUGGUGCUUCCAGGAGGAUUUUGGGCAGGGGGUGGCCAGCUCGUCCCGCUGUGACCUCAGAGAGAGGCUUCUGCAGACCGGGUGUGCAGCUCAGUUUUUGGAGUUCCCCACGAGCAGCCUGAGUGUGGAGCAGGACCUGCCUCUCAGUGGCAAAGCCACCGGGGCAGUGGAGGAUGUGGUACAGAUCCAGCCCCAGAAACUACGCAUCGCCCUGAGACCUGAUGACUCCAAGCGCUUCACGGUGAAGGUGCGUCAGGUGGAGCAAUACCCUGUGGAUCUGUACUACCUGAUGGACCUGUCCUACUCCAUGAAUGAUGACCUGAUCCGCCUGCGCACCCUGGGGGACUCCCUGGCCCAAACCAUGGGCCGGACCACCAGCGACCUGCGCAUGGGCUUCGGGGCCUUCGUGGACAAGCCCCUCUCCCCUUAUAUGUACAUGUCCUCUGCGGAGGAGCUGGCCAACCCCUGCCAUGGGAUGGGCCGUACCUGUCUGCCUCAGUUUGGGUAUAAGCACGUUCUGACCUUGACGGAGGAGGUGAGCCAGUUCACUGCGGAGGUGAAGAAUCAGGAGGUGUCCCGAAACAGGGAUUCUCCCGAAGGAGGCUUCGAUGCUAUCAUCCAGGCGAUAGUGUGCCAGGAGAAGAUUGGCUGGCGACCGGGUGCGUCCCACCUGCUGGUGUUCACCACCGACGCGAAGACACACAUCGCCCUGGACGGCCGCAUAGCGGGCCUCGUUCAGCCUAACGAUGGAGAGUGCCACUUAGACAGCGGUGGCAACUACGACAAGUCUUCUACACUGGAUUACCCCUCAUUAGCCUUGAUUACAGAAAAGCUGUCAAAGAACAACAUCAACCUGAUCUUUGCAGUGACGAGCCCUGUAAUGGAGCUCUACCAGAACUACAGUCAGCUGGUCCCCGGGACCGCCGUGGGGCUGCUAUCCUCUGAUUCCAGAAACGUGAUCCAGCUCAUCGAGACAGCGUACGCGAAAAUCCGCUCCCAUGUGGAGCUGGAGCUCCAGGGGGUGCCGGAGGAGCUCUCCCUGUCCUUCAAUGCCACCUGUCUCAACGGAGAACUCAUAACCGGCCUGAAGUCCUGCUCUGGCCUGAAGAUCGGAGACACCGUGUCUUUCAGCGUGGAGGUGUACAUGCGGGACUGUCCCGCGGAGAAGCGCAGGACCUUCACGCUGAAGCCGCUGGGUUUUCGGGACACGCUCGAGAUCACCGUGGACUUCCAGUGCGAGUGCGGCUGCCAGGCUGACGCCCAGCCCGACAGCCCCGUCUGUAACCAGGGUAACGGCACCUACGAGUGUGGCGCGUGCCAGUGCGACGCGGGGUGGCUGGGCCCACGCUGCGAGUGUGCCGAGGGGGAGUACAGCCUCUCCGAGCAGGACAACUGCAGCCCCCCCAGCUCGGGCCCCCCCGAGGCCCAGCCCAUCUGCAACGGGAGGGGCGACUGCAUCUGCGGACAGUGCAUCUGCCACGCCAGCAGUUUCGGCAAAGUGUGGGGCCGCUACUGUGAGUGUGACAACUUCAACUGCCUGCGCUACAAAGGAGAGCUGUGCUCAGGUCACGGGACGUGUGACUGCAGGACCUGCCAGUGCGACGCGGGCUGGAGGGGGGAGAACUGCAACUGCUCCAUGCGCACCGACACCUGCAUGUCCAGCAUGGGCCUGCUGUGCAGCGGGCGGGGCCACUGCGUGUGCGGGGUCUGCGAGUGCACCCAGCCGGGGGCCUACGGCGGAACCUGCGAGAGAUGCCCCACCUGCCCGGACGCCUGCGCCAUCAAGAUGGAAUGUGUGGAGUGUAGACACUUUAAGCGAGGAAAGCUCUUUGAUGAGAAGAGCUGUUCCAGGAUCUGCAGGGAUGACAUCCAGCUGGUGGACAAUCUGAGCUUCCAUGAUAAGAAUGCACGUAACUGUACCUACGAGAACGAGGAUGACUGCAUACAGCACUUCCAGUACUAUGAGGAUGGCAGUGGCAAGUCCAUCCUCUUCGUGGUCAAGGAGCCAGAGUGCCCUGAAGGGCCGAACACGCUGGUGGUGCUGCUGUCUGUCAUCGGGGCCAUCCUCUUCCUGGGCCUGAUUGGCCUGCUCAUCUGGAAGCUAAUGAUCACCAUCCACGACCGGCGAGAGGUCGCCAAGUUUGAGGAGGAGAAAGCCCGAGCCAAGUGGGACACGGGCCACAACCCGUUGUACAAAGGAGCAACCUCCACCUUCACCAACGUGGCGUACCGGGGAAAUAAGAGCCCAACUGAGCCCCCGCCCAGCUAGUCAGGACCCGUCCCACUCUGGGCCUGUAAAAGGGCUUGUAAACACCUGGGGACAGCCUGUGCCCGAUUUGGACUGUUCCAUUUUCAUUUUGCUGGGGAUAUUGGCAUUUUUUAUGUGCUGAUAACAAGAAAAGAUACAUUUUGUAAAUAUGUGUGCAAUUUUUAAAGUGUCUUAUUAAACACAGAUUCAAAUUUGAAAAAAAUGUCAACAAGUAAAAUACACUCAACUAACAAGUAUUUUAGUCUUAUAUUUGGACCUAAAAUCUAAUUUAUGGUACUUCUUUACUAAAUAAAAAAAAUUGACUCAUUUCAAGAUUUGUCAAUGGGGUAAGAAAUUAUAAUUUGUCAAACAAACAGUAACAUAAAACAAGCUCAUAUUUUCUACUUGAGAGAGCAGUAUUGUUAUAAAACUAAAACACUUGUUAAGACAUAAUUGUCUUGUGUGUGCUUGUCCAUGCCCUUCAGACAGAGCAGCGCAGGAGGGUGGGUUUACAUGAUCAUGCUUUCUAUCCUGGAGCACCAGCUGUUUUCUGUGACCUUAAUAUUGGUUGUUAAGCAUUAUAAUGGAGUGUAAUAUUGUAUAUAGUGCAGUGGGGUCAGACUCCAGUCCAGGGAUUUUGCAGUGUCUUCUAUUGCUGUUUCAACAUUAUUUAAGUUGUUUGUGAGCUGAAGAGUUCAUGCACCUUUUUUCCAAGGCCUCGUUUAACUGCUGAUUGAAAAGAAACCACAAAAAGUGUGGCACUGCAGGACUGGAGUUAAACCUGCAUACACUGCGGCCCUCUAGGACUGUGAUUAAACCUGCAUGCAUUGUGGCCCUCUAGGACUGGAGUUAAACCUGCAGGCACUGUGGCCCUCUAGGACUGUGAUUAAACCAGCAUAUACUGUGGUCCUCUAUGGAUUAAAUUUGGUGCCUGUAAUAUAAGUAACAGAGUUUACUAUGCAGUAUAGGCAUUUUAGUAUUUUGUAAAAAGGAUUACCAGAGUGCACUAUCAAAUGUUUUUCAGGUAGAUUUAAUUUGGCAAAACAAGGCAUAGGUGAAAAUUAGCAGUGAAUUCUGCACUGAUACUGAGGAAAUAUUUUUUACAUAGCUGUUAGCUGUCAACAUGUGAAACAGCUUGCAGGUCGUGUAGUAGAGUUAGAGACCCUGGGUUCAUUCCAGUUGCUUACUUUCACUCCUUGCAUCUCUUCCUCGCACCCUUUCCUCACUCCUUAGCUCCAGAGGACGUGAGGAAGAGAUGCAUGGGGCUCUUUCCAGUCGCUUAUUUAAUCCGUCCUCAUCUCUGCCGUUCCUCGUCUGACCCAGAAUUCGAUCGAGGUCCACCAUUGUUAUGGACAUUCCAGCUCGAUGAAUGCUCCUUGAAGGAGCCAGGGGGCUACUGAAGGAUGCUUGAACAAGGAAACAUGAGGGCAUCAUUUGCAGAUGUUUUUUUUUUUGGAACACGUGAUGUAUAAAUGAUCGACCUGUGGACCCACCUCUCCCCAUCUGCCCCGUCUGUAACUGAUGUGGCUUCAAACUGAUGCCUGACUGGAAAGGGACAUUCUAUUUGCCUAAUACACUUUUCCUUGAUUCCUCCGUCCUUGUGUCCUUUCCUUGUGUUCUUUACUUGCAUCCUUCAUUGGGUGUGGCUAAGGAAGCGAGAAAAGGAGUGAAGAAAGGAUGCAAGUCGGUAAAAUAAGCGAUUGGAAAGAGCCUGAGGAUGUGUACAGUUCUGUAAUUCAGUUUCACCUCUACUGUAUGUCUGUGUUCUGGCAGGUUUAACACUUCUACUGUGAGAUGCUUAUUGAAUGUGGGCCCAGGUAGUUUUAGUUCUUUCCUCAAACCUGUGUAAAUGUAUUUUCUUAAAUAUGUAUGGCUUUGAUUAUGAAAAUCUAAAGACAAUUGUGUUGUUCAUGCAGAAAUAUAAUUCAGAUAGUAGCGUGGCUCCAUAAAAAACAAGGGCAAAAGCAAUCACUCAUUAUGCUUUAAUUAUAGCUGCAAACUGUUAUGACCCACACUCAGAAACACAUACAUGAGCCUGAACAUGCAAAAAAUGUAAAAAUCAUUAUACAAUUCUAUUUUAUAACUGUGGUUGCAGAUAGAAAUGUAGGCAUUUAAAAUGGGAAUAAAAGUUUCUGUCAAGCGAAUAUUAUAAUUGUAAUGAUAAAUGUUCAUAGUGUUUAUAUACUUCACUCUGAGAACUUUGGCUCCUUUGUAUCUCCAUUGAGAGAGCCUUGUGUCUUUUCAGAUGCUUGCUGUGCUAUGUUUAUGUUGUAGGGAAAAUGUGUCAGCAGGAAAGUGUUACACAUUGAUCUAUAUCCUGGUGUUCUUUUUCAUUUAAACUUUUAAAUGUACAAAACUAAUUUGAAUUUUGGACCGUGUAAGAGUGGUGGUUUUUGUCUUAAUUGACAUAGACUUUGUUCUAAUCCUUUUAUACAAAAACCAACCUUAUAAGAUCAAGCAGGACCUAUUGGUGGUGGGCUGUUUUUAUUUUUUUUUAUUUUUAACUUUCUUUAUUGUUGUACAUCCAUUUUCUACAAAAAAAAUAAAUACGAAUUAGUA